Molecule: messenger RNA, 2468 nt
Organism: Erinaceus europaeus (western European hedgehog)
Lineage: Eukaryota; Metazoa; Chordata; Mammalia; Eulipotyphla; Erinaceidae
Gene: E2F1
Product: E2F transcription factor 1
Exons: 7
Coding region: 154-1434 (426 amino acids)
Biological process (GO): G1/S transition of mitotic cell cycle; regulation of transcription by RNA polymerase II
Cellular component (GO): Rb-E2F complex
Molecular function (GO): protein dimerization activity; DNA-binding transcription factor activity, RNA polymerase II-specific; RNA polymerase II cis-regulatory region sequence-specific DNA binding
Source: RefSeq, a predicted model, not a curated record
UUUGGCGCGUAAAAGUGGCCGGGACUUUGCAGGCAGCGGCGGCCGGGGGCGGAGCGGGAUCCGGAGCAGGAUCGAGCCCUCGCCGCGGCCUGCCGCCAUGGGCCCGCGCCGCCGCCGCCGCCUGCCACCCGGGCCGCGCGGGCCGUGAGCGCCAUGGCCGUGGCCCCCGCGGGCGGCCCAUGCGCGCCGGCGCUGGAGGCCCUGCUCGGGGCCGGCGCGCUGCGGCUGCUCGACUCCUCGCAAAUCGUCAUCAUCUCCACCGCGCAGGACGCCAGCGCCCCGCCGGCCCCCGCCGCGCCCGCCGCCGGUCCCCGGGACCCCGACCUGCUGCUUUUCGCCACGCCGCAGGCGCCCCGGCCCGCACCCAGCGCGCCGCGCCCCGCGCUCGGUCGCCCGCCGGUGAAACGGAGACUGGACCUGGAAACUGACCAUCAGUACCUAGCUGAGAGUAGUGGACCACCCCGGGGCCGAGGCCGCCACCCAGGAAAAGGUGUGAAGUCCCCUGGGGAGAAAUCACGCUAUGAAACAUCACUGAAUCUGACCACCAAACGCUUCCUUGAGCUGCUGAGCCACUCAUCCGAUGGUGUUGUUGACCUGAACUGGGCAGCUGAAGUGCUGAAGGUGCAGAAACGGCGCAUCUACGACAUCACUAAUGUUCUUGAGGGCAUCCAGCUCAUCACCAAGAAGUCCAAGAACCAUAUCCAGUGGCUAGGCAACCAUGCAGCAGUGGGCAUCGGCGGGCGGCUUGAAGAACUGACUCAGGACCUCCAGCAACUGCAAGAGAGCGAGCGGCAGCUGGAUCACCUGAUUCACAUUUGUACCACACAGCUGCAGCUGCUCUCCGAGGACUCUGACAGCCAGCGCUUAGCCUACGUGACAUGCCAGGACCUCCGCAGCAUUGCAGACCCUGCGGAGCAGACAGUCAUGGUGAUUAAGGCUCCUCCCGAGACCCAGCUCCAAGCAGUGGACUCAGCAGAGACCUUUCAGAUUUCCCUGAAGAGCAAACAGGGCCCGAUCGAUGUUUUCCUGUGCCCUGAGGAGACUGUGGGUGGGGCUAGCCCUGGGAAGACCCCAUCCCAGGGGACAGCUUCUGGGGAAGAGGACAGGACAGCUGAUGCUGCCACCACAGUGCCACAGCCACCGUCUCCUGCUGGGGAUCCCAGUCCGUCCCUGCUAAGCCUGGAACAAGAACCUCUGGUGCCCCGGAUGGGAUGUCUCCGGGCUCCUGUGGACGAGGACCGCCUGUCCCCGCUGGUGGCAGCAGACUCGCUCCUGGAGCAUGUGCGAGAGGACUUCUCCGGCCUUCCUGAGGAGUUCAUCAGCCUGUCCCCGCCCCUGGAGGCCCUUGACUACCACUUUGGCCUUGAGGAGGGUGAGGGCAUCAAAGACCUCUUUGACUGUGACUUUGGGGACCUCACCCCCCUGGAUUUCUGACAGGGUCCUGAGAGGCCAGGGCCUACUGAGAUGCCCAUCCUGUCUCUGCAGCCCUGGAGCCCUGCCCCCCAGUGGUCUUUCCUGCCUGAUCAGAAAUGUCUAAUUUAUACCCCUCCCCAACUCCAGAAUCUUCCAGCUCUGGAGUCUGGCUACUGCCAGGGGGCUGAGUGAACCAGGAAGGGAAGGAGUCUGUGUGUGGUAUGUAUGUGCGUGCACCUAACACCCAAUGUGUGAGUGACACCAACAGGGUGAGUGGUGUGUGAGCAUGUGUGUGUGCAUGUACCGGGGAAUGAAGGUGAACACACCUGUGCGUGCACUGAAACACGUCCCAGUGUGUCCACGUGUGUGCGUGAGUUCGUGUGCGCGCAUGGUGGGGGCUCUAACUGCACUUUUGGUCUCCUUGCUCCAGGGGCCCUGCAUGGCCCAGGGUGGCCACCCGCCCCCCAGAGUCCUGCACACUGACCAGGUCAGGUGGCGAGAUCUUGGCCUGCUUGUACGCAGGGCAGCAAGAGCACUUCUGUCGUCUUAAAGGUUUUUCUGAUUGAAGCUUUAAUGGAGCGUUAUUUAUUUAUCAGGGCCUCUUUGGCAAGCCUGGGGCACCAGCAAAGGGCGGGAGGGAUACAGGGCUAAUGCCCCAGAUCCUCAUACCCCUGAGUGAGGGCAGGGGGGGCCCCUGAGCUGCUCUUUUGCCCCAUUCUGAAGGAGCUAAGGCCUGAGUGGUUAAUUUAUUGAGAAAGGGAGGGAGGGAAGUCUGACUGACAGCUACGGAUGGAUGGAGGGGCUGGUCCCUCCCCAGGGGCCCCAGAUGCCCUCCAAGAUGGAUGUGAGGUGAGUGGGGGACCUUCACUGACAGGGUGGGCAGGAGGAGUGGGAGAAGGGUCUUCCUCUAGCCCAGAUCACAGGGACCCUCCUGUGGCAUAUGAAGUCCACCCCCACCCCACUCCGUGCUGUGCCCCACCUUCCAGUCUGCACUUUGAUUUGUCUUCCUAAUAGCUGUUCUCUCCUGCUUGGUUUUAAUAAAUAUUUUGAUGGUU